AUGUUCUUCAAGCGCCGCUCGUCCCGCGCCAACAGCUACGUUGAACACGACGGCAACCCGCGCUCGCAGUCUUUCGACGAGUCCCUCGAGAAGCGCCCCGAGAGCAGCCGCAAGGAGCAGCCGAUCCCAGGCCAGCAGGACCAGGACGACGCCGACAUGUACCCGCGCCCGCACCAGCCGCAGGAGCAGAGCCUGCCCGUACGCGGCAUGUCCAACGGCGGCCACGGCGGCCACAACGGCCACGGCGGCAUGCCAGCAAUGGGCGGCGUCCCCGUGCCCGCCAUGAACGCGAUCAAGCCGGAGCCCAUGCCCGACCUGCUCGCCGCCGCCUUCAACCAGGCCGUGCGCCCGUACACGGAGAAGAUCGAGCAGCUCGAGAGCCAGCUCGCCGACAUGCAGUCGUGGGUCGAGCAGCUCGAGGCCCAGCGCGCAGAGGUCCACAGCUGGAUCGACAAGCGCGGGCUGCGGCCAGACGUCCCCUCGUCCAUCGCCAAGAUCAUGGACACCACCACCCCCGACGCCGCCCACACGCUCAAUGCCCAGCUCGACCGCAAGAUCACCAUCGUCAACUUCGACCUGCACCGGCUGCAGGACGACCUCAACGACUCCAUCUCCUCCAGCCACUUCGCCUCCUCGAUGCUCAAGUUCCUGCCCGACAUCCAGCGUCUGACGCUCCUCCCCCAGGGCCCCAAGUACGCCUUCGACCUGAUCCUCAAGCUGGGCGGCAACCUCAACUCGCACGGCGGCCUCGACAGCGCCGACAGCACCGACAUCGCCGCCCGCCGCGACUUCUACAGCCGCCUCGACACCGCCAUGGUCGACGUCGUCCAGCGCCGCUUCGGCGAGGGCGAGGAGUGGAAUGUCCAGCGCGAGAUCAAGCGCAUCGAGAAGACAGCCAGCUACCUCAAGACUUACGGCGUCGAGCCCUACUUCCCGCAGACACGCGAGGUUAUGGCGAGGGAAAUGGAGUUCCAGCCCAACGGCGCGCCGAAUGGCCAGGGGACUCCUCCCCGGUACCAUUAG
This is a messenger RNA of Macroventuria anomochaeta, 1023 nucleotides long. RefSeq lists its product as uncharacterized. The record is from RefSeq and is a predicted model, not a curated record. Bases 1 to 1023 code for a protein of 340 amino acids. NCBI's taxonomy places the organism in Eukaryota, Fungi, Ascomycota, Dothideomycetes, Pleosporales, Didymellaceae. The transcript is spliced from 2 exons.